Athene cunicularia (burrowing owl) is the source of this 5195-nucleotide messenger RNA. It is a transcript of the gene ADAMTS5, whose product is annotated as ADAM metallopeptidase with thrombospondin type 1 motif 5. The annotation marks the transcript as partial. The transcript has 8 exons. Gene Ontology annotation, cellular component: extracellular matrix. The record is from RefSeq and is a predicted model, not a curated record. Lineage: Eukaryota; Metazoa; Chordata; Aves; Strigiformes; Strigidae. Gene Ontology annotation, biological process: proteolysis; extracellular matrix organization. Gene Ontology annotation, molecular function: metalloendopeptidase activity.
ACCUUGGCAUCCAUCGCCUCCCGGCUCUACGCGCACGCCAGCCUGGAGAACCACGUCCGCCUGGCCGUGGUGAAGGUGGUGGCCCUGGGGGAGAAGGAGAAGGGGCUGGAGGUCAACAGGAACGCCGCCACCACCCUCAAGAACUUCUGCAAGUGGCAGCACCAGCACAACCGCCUCGACGACGACCACGACGAGCACUACGACGCCGCCAUCCUCUUCACCCGCGAGGAUUUAUGUGGGCAUCAUUCAUGUGAUACUCUGGGAAUGGCAGACGUUGGGACCAUAUGCUCUCCUGAGCGCAGCUGUGCAGUGAUUGAAGAUGACGGCCUCCAUGCAGCUUUUACAGUGGCUCACGAAAUUGGGCACCUGCUUGGGCUUUCCCAUGAUGACUCCAAAUUUUGUGAGGAGAACUUUGGCUCCAUGGAAGAUAAGCGCCUGAUGUCCUCCAUUCUGACUAGCAUAGAUGCUUCGAAACCGUGGUCCAAAUGCACUUCAGCAACUAUAACAGAAUUUUUCGAUGAUGGUCAUGGUAACUGUCUGCUGGACCAACCGAGAAAGCAGAUCAUGGGCCCUGAGGAACUUCCAGGACAAACCUACGAUGCCAUUCGUCAGUGCAAACUGGCGUUCGGACCCGAAUACACAGUGUGUCCUGGUAUGGAUGUGUGCUCUCGCCUCUGGUGUGCAGUUGUCCGCCAAGGUCAGAUGGUUUGUCUGACUAAGAAGCUGCCUGCUGUGGAGGGAACACCAUGUGGAAAAGGGAGGAUCUGCCUCCAGGGAAAAUGUGUUGACAAAACCAAGAAGAAAUACUACUCAGCUUCAAGCCAUGGUAACUGGGGGUCCUGGGGACCUUGGGGACAGUGCUCCCGUACCUGUGGCGGAGGAGUUCAGUUUGCUUAUCGUCACUGCAAUAAUCCAGCUCCUAGAAACAAUGGCCGGUACUGCACUGGCAAGAGGGCCAUCUACCGCUCCUGCAACGUCACGCCCUGCCCAGCAAAUGCUAAAUCUUUCCGACAAGAGCAGUGUGAAGCAAGGAAUGGCUAUCAGUCUGAUGCAAAGGGUGUCAAGACAUUUGUUGAAUGGGUCCCCAAGUAUGCUGGAGUACUUCCUGGAGACGUUUGCAAGCUCACCUGCCGAGCCAAAGGAACUGGCUAUUACGUGGUAUUUUCUCAGAAGGUAACUGAUGGUACUGAAUGUCGACCAUACAGUAAUUCAGUCUGUGUCCGGGGAAAAUGCAUCCGAACUGGUUGCGAUGGCAUCAUCGGUUCAAAGCUCCAGUAUGACAAAUGCGGGGUGUGUGGAGGAGACAAUUCCAGCUGCACAAAAGUCAUGGGAACAUUUACCAAAAAGAGCAAGGGCUACACAGAUGUAGUGAAAAUUCCAGAAGGGGCAACCCACAUCAAAGUUCGGCAGUUCAAAACUAAGGACCAGAGCAGGUUCACUGCCUACCUGGCCCUGAAAAAGAAAAACGGUGAGUACCUUGUCAAUGGAAAAUACAUGAUCUCCACCUCAGAAACAAUCAUCGACAUCAAUGGGACUGUCAUGAACUACAGCGGCUGGAGUCACAAAGAUGAUUUCUUGCACGCAAUGGGUCACUCUGCCACAAAAGAGGUUCUUAUUGUGCAGAUACUUGCGACUGAUCCAACUCAACCCGUGGAUGUUCGCUAUAGUUUCUUCGUGCCGAAGAAGCAAGGGCAAAUAACUAACUCCGUCACCAGCAGUGGUAGCAGCAGCAGCAAAGUAACUCCACAGCUCACACAACCCCGCUGGGUUACGGGGCCGUGGCUUUCUUGUUCUCGAACAUGUGACACAGGAUGGCACACCAGGACUGUCCAGUGCAAAGACGGGCAUGGAAAAUUAGCUAAGGGAUGUCUUCUCUCUCAGCGACCAUCAGCAUUUAAACAGUGCUUGUUGAAAAAGUGUUAACCUGUGGUUGUGAUCUUCUUUAAAAGAGGUUUGAUUAAGCCAUUGUUGACAUACUGGUAUUAGGUCUGCCCAGACAGAGAGAAGCAAAGGCUUCAAAGUACUUACAUACAGUCUCAAACUAUGGGCAGAAUCUGCCUAUUUGGACCAAACGAAGAUGUGCACUGCUUUAAAUAAUAGUAGGGUGAUCUUAAUAUGUCAAAAAACUAAGCAUUAAAGUUGUUAUAAGCCCUCUGUGUCUGCAAAAAUAUAAAAUAAAAUAAUGCAAAAGAAGAAAAACUAGUGAAUGGAGGAUCCUGGGAUAUUUGAAGGUUACAGAAUCAUCUCCCCUUUUUCACCUACCUCUAACACAGUAUGUCCUUAGAAAAUGUCACAUGUUCCUAUGAUACCACAGUAGCUUAUUUUAUACUGUUUUGUAAAUAUCUUUCAUUUGGUAUGUCACUUUAUAUCACUUGGUUCUAUUAAAAAAUCAAAAGACAAACUACAUAAGCAAAGGAUUGACCAAAGUAUAUCUACAGCCCUUGUGGACUUGUUCCAUUCUUUAGAAAGGGCUGCAGACGUUUUACUGGAAAAUGAAGAGCUUGCUGCUGGUUUUAAAUAGUAAUACCUUUUGGUUUUGACAAAAGGAAACACGUUUUCGUGCUAGGAAUUUCCUGAGAGCAGAUCAUUAUUCUAUGAGAAAUACCAAGAUUCUCGGAAGGAGCAUUGCUGCAGCUUGCAGACCAGGGAUCCCCACAUGUACAUUGCUCAAAUACCAGCACCAUCAGCAACUCCUCACCAUGUGUAUGUCAGACACACACAGAAGGAGGACUUGGCUGCUAUGAGGAUUUUGUGUACACUUUGCUUGUAAACCUUCCACUAGUUCCAGCUGUGUCACAUCUUGGGAUCCUUGUUGUUGAUGAACAAUAGCUGCUAGCUUCUUCUUUCCAUAAAACAAAGGCAUAUUGUAUUUUGUAGAAACUAGUUAGAGAACCAAAAAUUACAGGUAAGAUAAUCAAGUGUCUUCUAACUCAGAUAUUCUGAGGCUGUGUUCAACUGCUUUCUCUGUUAUUUUCUCUGUGGCUUCCACCUUGAAUCUAACAAUGUGUAAUGUACCCACACCUUCUGAAGAGGCUAUAAAGGUCAAAAAAACACAGCAAGCAGUUAGUAUUUUGUCACUGUUUUGUCCAUCGUGUCUAACUCUGGUAUUCAUCUUACCAGCAAACUUUUGUAACUAUUUGUCUUUUUUGAUUGUUUUGUGUGUGUUUUGGGGUUUUUUUUAAGCUGUAGAAGGCAUUCAUGUUUUGUAUAUCUACCACAUUUGGGAGGAAGAGGGGUCACUAGGAAGUCAAACCACAUCAGGAUGUGGAGGACUUGCCCAAUAUCAAUAAGACUGUUUCCACAGUACAGGCAGUAGCUGGUAAUAGUUUUCACUGGCAGCAACUUCUGAAUCCCACUAUUGUGUGGUAGAAGUUCUGUGACCGAGGAUGGGCAUUUCACCUUAUGCAGGUAACAGGUGGAGGCCUGAUAGCAACCCUGUUAAAAUUGCUUCCUUUUAUAUCAGCAGGCUUUGAAUUAAGCCCUAGAAUAACAGGUACUGAAAAAAAUGGUUAUAAUACACUCAUGAAAAUAGAAUACCACCUGUUUUUUAUUCCUUUGUUCAUCCACAGAUCAGUAUGAGACUGCAAGAGGAUUUUCAGACAAGCUUCACAGCUGUGAGUCAGUGGGUACUCAAGCACUGAAAUAUCCCAGGCUUUUCUGAAAAUCCUGGUCAUGAAAUCAGUAGAGAAAACUUGUUGGCAUCUGUAGCAAGAAGGGCAGGUCUCACUCCAGGCUGACACAAAUAUGUUUUUGCAACUGUGGCAUGUUUGUAUGAACUCUUAGAAAGCAUGUGAUGAUUUCAAAACAGCAUAGAAUUGCUACAUCUACAAGUAUGAAACCUGGAGAAGUGUCUAUUUUUGUACCCUUUUCUAAAUAAACAGUAAUAGGGGCAGGGCUGCCUUCUCUGUCAAAAUGAAUUACCAGUGAAUGUUACUAGUCAUUCAAAAAUGGUGUGGCCUUCUUACUAGGAGUAGCCUCACGCAAAACCGUGACUCUUGAGGAAAAUUCCCCACUUAAUCUGUGAUCCCACCAUAGGAACUGAGAUCAAGGCUCUGAAUAUUUGCAGAGUUCUAGAAAAGUAAGAUUUAUGUCUCCUCUACCUGUUAACAUAAGGUCACUUUGAAGUGUCUUAUUUUCCUUUAAAGUAAUCUAAUUUUUAUACUUAUGUAUCUAUUACACAUGUUCUAGAACCUCUCAAAAAAGUUCAUAACAAACAAUCAUGAGAGGAAAAAUAAGGAGACAGUGUGUCUCAGCAUGGACAUUUGUCUCUGAAUACAGCUGCUGUAUUGUGGCAUUUGUUUUUCCUGUGUUUUAUCAUAAUAGAGACAGAAUGUGCAAGUAUUUGCAUCAUGGUAAUAAUUUAUUAUAUAUUCAGCAAGAUGAGUAAAGCUUUUGGCUGCUAUUCAGGCUCCAGAAGAGUAAUACCAUACGCGGGUAUAAAUUUAAAGUUUCCUUAGAUCAAGAGUAUCUUUUUCGUAGAAAGUGUUUAUUUAUAAAAAAUUAACUAUGAGAACAAACCACUAUAGUGAUUUUUCCCUUUUCACUAGUGUAGUAAUGAAGCAAAUUAACAUGUGAAAAAAGCAGUUGCUGGUGAGAGGGCAAAGGGGACAGACCAAGGAAGCAACCCUGAAAGUGUAAGAUAGUGACCUAGUUAGCGGUCAGCCUGCUCUAGUUAACACUUGCUUUUUAGCUGUUCUUUGUAAUCAGACUCCAGUUCUAAACCUUGCUUUUGUCAGUCAUAGCUGUUUCAUGUAUCUGAUGAAUGAAAAGUUAGUGCAAGGUAUGUGACUGUGUCAUUUCAACUUGUCAACCAAAUUCCUUGUCUCUCACACUGUUAUGUCAUUGUUUACAUUACUACCGAGUGUUGCCAAACAGCAUUCAUAAACUGCUUCUAGGGGAUAGAAACCUGGAGUAUUGCUCUUUUCACAGAAAUUAGCAGUCCUUAGUGUUAAAUUCACUGCUGACUUUUUGGGAUACAGCUCCAUUUCCCUUAGGUGGAGUUGGACCCCUCAACAUCAGUGUUUUAUAGAGAAUCUGCUUCUCAAGUAAGAUACUCUCACUACUGUCAUCUUUGUCAUCUUUGGUUUGACAGUAUGCAAGAAAUUAAGUUUAGCUGCCCUCCUGUGGAAACAGUUUUAUCACAAGGGGGAGAGGGAAUAAUCUUGUGGAUUAAUUACAAUUGUAAAAAAAAAAAA